This is a messenger RNA of Ilex paraguariensis (yerba mate), 639 nucleotides long. The record is from the annotation of a GenBank genome assembly. NCBI's taxonomy places the organism in Eukaryota, Viridiplantae, Streptophyta, Magnoliopsida, Aquifoliales, Aquifoliaceae.
AUGGUGAUCCAUCAACCACUUGUAGGAAGAAGAAAGGCAGCAAAUCAUUCGUUCGAUAAUUCCAAGUUUGAAAUUAUCUGGGAUUUCUCUGCAGCCAAGUACAGUGCUGGCCCUGAACCGAUUGUUGGAUACUUUGUCUUGAUCAUGGUUGAUUCAGAACUUGGCCUAGCUCUUGGUGACAUGUCUGAAGAAGCAUCUGCAAAGAAGCUCAAACUGGGAACGAAAAUUGCUAAAUUCUCAUUAGUUUCACGACAAGAAAACAUUUUGGGGAAAGCCCUUUACUCAACUAAGGCUCAAUUCUGCGAUAAUGGGGCUGUACAUGAAAUUUUGAUACGGUGUAGAGGAGAAAAUGAAGGCCAAAAGCACCCAGCUCUAUCGGUUUGUAUAGAUAAGAAGACGGUGAUUCUUGUAAAGAGGCUGCAAUGGAAUUUCAGAGGAAACCAGACAAUUUUUGUUGAUGGAUUGAUGGUUGACCUGAUGUGGGAUGUUCAUGAUUGGUUCUUCAAUUCGGCCUUGGGCUACACGGUGUUCAUGUUCAGGACAAGAAGUGGAAUGGAUAGCAGGUGGUGGUGGCAGGAGCAGGUGAUGCAGAAAGAUCAAGAGAAAGUUGAAUUCUCAUUUGCCUGUAAGAGCCCAUAA